UUUACUAAACAUGUAGAAAUGUAAUAGCUCGAUUCUGUGUCCCUUCCUCAAUGGAUGAUGGUGUCCCACCAGGUAACUUUCAGUUGAGUGAGGGAGGGGAGGUGUUGAAACGCUACAGUGAAGUAGAGGCAAAGUGUCUGGACUGCCUUAUGAGAGACCCACUCAGGCCCUUUGUGCCGCAGUACCAUGGUGUGGUCACCAGGGGGGAGCACUGCUACAUCCGCCUGGAGGACCUGCUGAGUGGCCUCAGAAGACCUGUAAUAAUGGACUGCAAGAUGGGAGUCAGGACAUAUCAGGUGGAAGAGCUGACCAAAGCACGGACCAAAGCCACUCUACGGAGUGACAUGUAUCACAAAAUGGUGAAUAUAGAUCCUUCAGCUCCAUCAGAUGAGGAACACAAAAAGAAAGGUGUGACCAAGUGGCGCUACCUUCAGUGGAGGGAUACAACCAGUUCUACAUCCACACUGGGAUUCAGGAUAGAAGGCAUCAUGAUGGAGGACGGUAGUGUCCAAAGGGACUUCAGAAAAAUUCUGACUUUAGCUCGGGUCACAGAGGCCCUGCUGUACUUCACCAAGAGUCAGCUGGACAUCCUGAAAGAAUACCACUCCAGACUCCUGGCUCUGAGAGAUGCAUUGACAAAUUCACCAUUUUUCAAAACCCACGAGGUGAUUGGCAGCUCGCUUCUCUUUGUCCAUGAAUACAGCAGGAAGGCCAGUGUGUGGAUGAUAGACUUUGGGAAGACAAGCCCUGUGCCUGACAUGGGCGAACUCCAACACAAUGUCCCAUGGGCCGAGGGGAGCAGGGAAGACGGCUAUCUAAUUGGCCUGACCUCCCUCAUCACUUCACUGAGUCAGGCCAUCAGUGUGGCCUCCUGGCAGCAGGAGGGCAGCUGUGGAGAAGAAAAGAGGGUUACCUGAAGUACACUGAGGGUUGUGGUUGAGACACCCCUUAAACAACACUCAAAUUCAGGAUGAGCGGGACAAAAUGGCUGCUGUUACACUUUCAUUUCACUGACUGGAACAGACAGGGAAGAAAGGAGGGUAACUGAAAUAUGGUGAAUCUGUCUUCACGGGCUGGGGAAGAGGAACAAGGGAGUACAGUUCAGCUAAAAUCCACAGACAUGUGAUGUGGUACAUGUGGCAUGUACAUACUGUAACAGUGGAGACAGUGUUGUUCU
Molecule: messenger RNA, 1177 nt
Organism: Monopterus albus (swamp eel)
Lineage: Eukaryota; Metazoa; Chordata; Actinopteri; Synbranchiformes; Synbranchidae
Product: inositol-trisphosphate 3-kinase B-like
Exons: 5
Coding region: 51-917 (288 amino acids)
Biological process (GO): inositol phosphate biosynthetic process; phosphatidylinositol phosphate biosynthetic process
Cellular component (GO): cytoplasm; nucleus
Molecular function (GO): inositol hexakisphosphate kinase activity
Source: RefSeq, a predicted model, not a curated record